Miscanthus lutarioriparius is the source of this 1611-nucleotide messenger RNA. The record is from the annotation of a GenBank genome assembly. NCBI's taxonomy places the organism in Eukaryota, Viridiplantae, Streptophyta, Magnoliopsida, Poales, Poaceae.
AUGUCGACACAGGCCUCUAACCGGUCAUACAGAUAUCCAGACAAUACCCAACUACCGUACCACAAUGGCAAUCCAAUGCAUGUUGUGGGCAAUGGUAAUUACUAUGUGCAACAAAAUCAUGAUGAUGUUAACUACAUUUCCUCUGAUGAUGGAUCACAGAGCAGUAAUUCUAGAGCUCAAGGUUUUCAAGCACAGUUUUGCACCCUAGACUCAUCUUCGGCCAAUUGUGUUUAUCCUGCACAUAGCUCUACCUCUUCUCAGAGCAUAAGUGGAAGCUCUAUGUCUCAGCAAGAGAGCCACUCUGAUCAUGCAUAUGGUUCCUCUCCAAGUGCAUCGUGUGUUACUCAGGUUCCCACCUGGACACUUAAGGAUCUAGAAAAUGUGAUGCUUGGACCCGAUUCUGACAUAGGUAGCCCUGACAGUUCCUUUCUGCCUGGCACUGCCUUGUAUGAUAACAACUGGAGAGAACUUUUGGGAAUUCAAACUGGGGAUUUGAGGCAGCUAAUUAUAGCAUGUGGUAAGGCUGUUGACGAGAAUGCUUUCUAUAUAGAUGCACUGAUGUCUGAGUUAAGGGAGAUGGUUUCUGUCUCUGGUGAGCCGAUGCAACGUCUGGGAGCUUACAUGUUGGAAGGUCUCAUUGCGAGGCUUUCUUUCACUGGACAUGCCCUGUAUAAAUCUCUGAAGUGCAAAGAGCCUGUGGCUACGAGUUCUGAGCUCAUGUCCUAUAUGCAUCUUCUUUAUGAGAUCUGUCCAUUCUUCAAGUUCGGCUACAUGUCUGCCAAUGGUGCCAUAGCUGAUGCUGUUAAGGGUGAAGACAUUAUUCACAUCAUCGAUUUUCAAAUCGCUCAGGGUAGUCAGUGGAUGACUAUGAUACAGGCCCUUGCUUCAAGGCCUGGGAGGCGACCAUACCUAAGAAUCACUGGCAUAGAUGACUCGAAUUCUGCUCAUGCCCGAGGUGGUGGACUGGAUAUGGUUGGACAGAAGUUGCACAGAAUGGCCCAGUCAUGUGGUCUGCCCUUCGAGUUCAAUGCUGUGCCAGCAGCUAGUCAUGAGGUUGUGUUUGAAGAUCUUUGUGUAAGACCUGGGGAGGCCAUCGUUGUUAAUUUUGCUUAUCAGCUGCAUCAUACUCCUGAUGAGAGCGUGGGCAUAGAAAACCAUCGUGAUAGAAUAUUGAGAAUGGUCAAGAGCCUCUCUCCUAGGGUGGUAACUCUUGUAGAGCAGGAGGCAAAUACAAACACGGCACCUUUCUUUCUUAGAUACAUGGAGACUCUUGAUUAUUACACAGCGAUGUUUGAGGCAAUAGAUGUUGCUUGCCCCAGGGAUGAUAAGAAGCGGAUUAGCACAGAGCAGCACUGUGUUGCAAGGGAUAUUGUCAAUUUAAUUGCUUGUGAAGGUGCGGAAAGAAUAGAGAGGCAUGAGCCUUUUGGAAAAUGGAGGGCAAGGCUUGCAAUGGCUGGGUUUAGACCAUACCCAUUAAGUCCAGUGGUGAACAGAACCAUCAAAACACUGCUUGACAGUUACCACAGCUAUUACAGGCUUGAGGAGAGAGAUGGCAUCCUUUAUCUUGGCUGGAAGAACAGAAAGCUGGUCGUAUCUUCUGCCUGGUGCUGA